AUGCGAUCAGGACCACCAGCUGGGGUUUCCUUGGUGUGCGAAGCGAUAAGUGACCUUCUGCGUCGCAUCAGCGUCACGCGCUUCCAAAACGACGUGCUGCUUGUAGCAGGCGACGUCGCGGAUUCACUUCCGGCCAUUCGGGAGACUCUCAGGUUCCUGAAGGAGCGAUUUGGCCGCGUGUUCUACGUGCCAGGUGCUACAGGCAACCACUGCCUGUGGCUCCGCCCCAACCUAGAGGAGGACUCCUUCCCGGACUCCUUCUGCAAGCUGUGGGCUCUGUUGGCGGAAUGUGACGAGCUGGGGGUCGAGACAGUGGCGGCGGAGGUGGCCCCAGGCGUGGUGGUGGUGCCGCUGCUGUCCUGGUACAGCGCCACCUUCGACACAGCCGACCCGCGUCCUGGCCGGUACCAGUUUGACAGCUGGUGUCGCUGGCCUGUGCGUGACCUGGACUUGUGGCAAGUCAUGCUGCGUCUCAAUGAUGUGAGCCUCGCCGCGGUGGGGCGUUGGCAGCAAUAUAAGCUGCAACAGCAACAACAAAAAGCGGAGUAUCAAGGUCCAUUACCACCACCACCAGCACCACAACAACGACAACAGCAGCAGCAAGGGGAGAGUGGCCCCGUGGAUGCCGGGGGAGCAGUGACUGUGCAGAGUAACCUGCCACAAGCCUUGGCGAAACCUGGGCGCAGCGGCCAAGGGGGUGCUAAUGUUGGUCUUGGGCAGCCGAUGCAGCCGUCGCCAUUGCCAGCAUUGCUGGCAAGCAACAGCAGCACCGUCAUCACCAUGACACAUUUCCUGCCUCAUCCAAAGCUGCCCUUCCCGCGUUUCGUCCCGGAGAUGGCGAAGGCG
This is a messenger RNA of Volvox carteri f. nagariensis, 846 nucleotides long. RefSeq lists its product as uncharacterized. The annotation marks the transcript as partial. The record is from RefSeq and is a predicted model, not a curated record. Lineage: Eukaryota; Viridiplantae; Chlorophyta; Chlorophyceae; Chlamydomonadales; Volvocaceae. The transcript is spliced from 6 exons.